Molecule: messenger RNA, 957 nt
Organism: Oikopleura dioica
Lineage: Eukaryota; Metazoa; Chordata; Appendicularia; Copelata; Oikopleuridae
Source: the annotation of a GenBank genome assembly
AUGUCGGAAUUCUGGGUCUCGCAGGGGCGAGUCUAUUGUGAGUUUUGUAAAUGCUGGUAUGCGGACAAUAAAGUAGAGAAGGAAACUCAUGAGAGGGGAUCGAAGCAUCAGGAGCUCAAGACCAAGGCGCUAGCGUCCAUCAGAAAGAUCUCCGAAUUCAAUGCCAAGGAGCAGGACAAAAUCGAGUGCUAUUUGGCUGAAGCUGACAGAGCUGCUAGAGAGGCGUAUAAACGAGAUCUGCGAGAAGCAGGGGUCACUGCAAAAAGUCUGAAACGGCAAAGACGCGAUGAAGAAAAACAACUCGAAGCUGAGAGAGAAAAAGAGAAACAAAAAGAAGAGGCCAAGGAUUGGCAUGAAGCGAAAGAUUCUAGUGGGAAUAUUUACUACUGGAACUCGAAGACCAGAGAAACUAGAUGGAAACCGCCGCCGAUGUGGGAGUGCAAGCAGAAAUCUAUCGAAAGCGCGGCUGCUGAAGGAGCAUCAAAUGUCAAAAUCAGCAAGCCUUCCUUCAAAAAAUCCGGCAAGGGCCUGUUCAAAUCGAGCGCAGGAACGAAUAAUACCUCGAAUUCGACAACAGCCGGGCUGAAGAGUAAUUCUGCUUUUGCGAAGACGCUUUCUUGGAAGGGCGCUGAUGAUGCAAAAGCCGGCAGUAAACGAUCCAACGACGUAGCUUACGGUACUUGGGUUCCAAAGAAAACUGAAGAGGUCCAUGAGGAAGUAAAGCAAGAAACUGCAGAAAGUCUCGGUCUUCCUCCAGAGGCAGAUGCGUUUUACGAACAAGAAGCUAACGAUGAGGACAAAUAUAAAGGCUUUACGUAUAAAGACGAAAGAUUCAAAGUAGGGGGCGAGAAACAGGCCGAAAUCAUCUCAGUCGGCGAUGAAACAGGCAAAGUUGAGCCUGUGGCUUUUAAAAAGAAAAAGUUCGGCGGCAAUACGAGAAAGAGAACAUUCGACUAG